AUGGCUGCAUUGCUUAAAAAGAGAGCAUUAGCCGAAUACAAUAAAUCUUUUCAAGAUGGACCAUCAUCAAAAAAACUGCAUUUGGCUAAGAAACCAUUGAUAGGUAGCUCUGCAGCUGCUUUUGUAGGACUUUUAGAGAAAUGCAAAUCAAGUGAGGAGGCUCUUCAGUUACUACUGAGGAUAUCAGAUUGCUUACAAUUCCAAGAAUCAGAUGUAGAGGAGGCCAUCAAAAAGCUCUCAGAGCAUUUCCGAUCAGAGGAGGAGUCUGUUGUUAGAGUUAAAAUUUUGUGGUUGUAUUGUGACAUUGGAUUGGAAUGUCCAGGUGCUAACCUGAACAAUUUAAUAGAAGAGACAAUACAUUUAAUUAAAAAUGAAACAUCACACAAGGUUAUAGCACAAGGCAUCGCAACAUUACUAAAGUUGGGUUCUAAGUUAAGCGAUGACAAGAUUCUUAUGAUGCGCCUUGUGAAUGUGGCAAAAGACAAUCUUAAAGAUACAAGCCAUUCUGUGAAAUGCCGGUCUCUACAGCUUAUUAGUGAACUAUAUCCAAUUUACCCAGAAUCAGAUAGAACACAAGACAUGACAGUGGAAGCAGAUGCAAUUGUAAAAUUAUUAGGAGAUUAUUCAAAUGCUGAGGAUGCAAGAGUAAGAUGUGAAGCGUUUCAAUCACUAUUAACAUUACACGAGAGAGGUCAGACAUUGAAUGCAUCUUUGUAUGAGCAUGUAUGUGAAUCUUUAUCAGAUGAUUAUGAAAUUGUGAGGGAAGUCGCUCUUAAGCUGGUUUGGCUGCUGGGAAACAAGUAUCCAGAGAAUUCAAUAACAUUGCCUGAUGGUGAAACAACUAUCCGCAUGGUUGAUGAUGCAUUCAUACGCAUUUGUUCGGCGGUGAACGAUCUAUGUAUGCAAGUGCGGGCUUUAGCAUGUUCGUUGCUUGGAAGCACCUGUGCAGUAUCCGAUCGCUUUUUACUGCAGACGCUCGAUAAACAGCUCAUGAGUAAUAUGAAGAAGAAGCGCACGGCGCACGAGCGCGGCGCGGAGCUGGUGCGGUCGGGCGCGUGGGCGAGCGGGCGGCGCUGGGCGGACGACGCGCCCGGCCAGCUGGUGGAGCAGCACAGCGUGCAGCUGCUGCCCGGCGGCGCCGCCGGCGCCUUCGUGCACGGCUUGGAGGACGAGCUCAUGGAGGUGCGUACGGCGGCAGUAGACGCAGUGUGCCAGCUUUCAAUGGAGAACCCGAUAUUCGCGAUCACAUCGCUCGACUUUCUCGUGGACAUGUUCAAUGACGAAAUAGAGGAUGUACGAUUGCGGGCCAUCGACAGCCUUACGAAAAUCUCACACCACAUAAUACUGAGAGAGGAUCAGUUGGAGAUCAUUUUAGGAGCUCUAGAGGACUUUUCAAUGGAUGUAAGAGAAGGCCUUCACAGGAUGCUGGGUUCAUGUACUGUAGCUUCAAAAACGUGUCUUGAAAUGUGUAUAGACAAAAUAUUGGAAAACCUUAAAAGAUAUCCCCAGGACAAAAGGUCUACAUUCCGAUGUGUGCAACGGAUGGGUAGCUCUCACGCUUCCCUAGUACUGCCUCUUACAACUCGCUUGCUUGCCGUACAUCCCUUCUUUGAUAUGCCAGAACCUGAUGUAGAGGACCCUGCAUAUAUGUGCAUACUGAUCCUGGUAUUGAACGCGGCGCAGCAUUGCACCACAAUGCUGCCACUGUUUGAGGAGCACACAAUCAAGCACUACACAUACCUACGUGACACUAUGCCGCACUUAGUUCCGCAUUUACCUAUUGGAGAAUCCCAGUUUUCCCGGUCGGAGAGGAGCGAGACAGCAAUAGACGACAGUGCUGUGCGUCGUUUCUUCGACUCCGUGCUGCAGCAUAUUGAUAACGUUACACUGUCCUCUAACGUGAGGCUUAAGAUGCUACGCGCUGCUGAAGAACAGCUGAACAAGCUGGCGGAGAUGGAGCCGCUGGUGAGUGGCGCGGCGCAGUUCACGGCGCUGUUCGCGGGCUGCGUGCUCGCGCUGCACCACGCGCUGCUCGCCAACUGCGGCCCGCCGCCGCACGCGCUCGCCAACCUCACCACGGACUGCCUGAGACUCCAACAUCAGUUCAGCGGCGUGUCGGAACAAGAGAGUGCGUGUGUGGGUCAACUGGCCCUUCGCGUGGCAGCGGCUCGCUUGUGCGCUCCCGACGCGAUUGCCACGGCCACUGCCACGAGCACCACCGCUGCCACUACGGCCGCAAUGUCCGCCGCUGCCGCACUCACUCAUCAAGCCGAGAUGUUAGAUAGACUUUUAGCGUCUGCCGGUGUGGAACCAGACCCAUUCACCAUCGCAGUAUUUCAGUUGUUGUCGGCAAGCGGAGAACACAAGCCGGCAUCCUUAGCGCGAGCUUUAAUGCCCCUACUGCAGGCUGCGCCACUGCCGACUAUACCUAAACCCAAUCUCAAGAUCCGCAUGUGUUCGGCGAGCAUCCUGGAGCCGGCGAACGACAACGACACGGUGGUGCGGUUCAGCGCGGGCCUGAUCGCGGGCGUGGCGCUCGAGGCCGAGGUGGUGCGCGUGCGCGAGCCGGGCGCGCUGCGCGUGCGCGUCGCCUACCCCGACCGCCGCGUGCACGCGCUCGUGCCGCCGCGCGACCACCUGCGCCCGCUCGACCACCUCGACACAAAUGACGACGGUACACAGAACGUACGGCUGCUAACAAAAGUUCUGAUAUCACACGGAGUGUGGACGGAACCGUGUGGCGUCGAUAUAUCGAUUUGUUUGGCGGUGGAGGAAACAAGCGGCAGAGAACCGGCACCUCUCGUGGAGCUAUGUCGUCCAGUGCGGGUCACUGUGGCCCCGAAACCGAUCAAAAGGGGAAUAUAA
Molecule: messenger RNA, 2865 nt
Organism: Parnassius mnemosyne (clouded apollo)
Lineage: Eukaryota; Metazoa; Arthropoda; Insecta; Lepidoptera; Papilionidae
Source: the annotation of a GenBank genome assembly